UCAAUCUUUCUCGAGUACCUUCUGACGCCAGCUUUGAACAGAAACCCCAUUAUCAAGAAAAACAAGAGUUCUUUGCCUAUAAUAGCGAAUAUAAUAUGGACCCCUUCUAUAUCUUUCAACGGUGCAGAUAUGGCUAUUCUGAAGGUAUUGAGUCUCUCUUUACCUGCAGCAGCCGCAGCAGCAGCAGUCUCAUUCUCAACCUCAUCCUCUUCUUCUAAUUCUUCACAGAGGUGUCAGCUAACCUUGUCCGCUAGCAAGCAUUUCAAGAGACCUAAUUUCUUGGGGUCCUGCGGAGCAUUGCAGACCGCGUUAUACUUCAGCGCAGCAACGCCAAGAGCACAAGCAGUUCAUUUAGAAACAUCUAUGGAAAAUCCUCAGGGCAAUGGAGACAUUUUACCAGACCUUAUGACAGAAUUUAUGGUAGACAUGAAGUGUGAGGGAUGUGUUUCGUCUGUUCGGAACAAGCUAGAGCCAUUGGAUGGUGUCAAGAAAGUAGAUGUAGACCUGGCUAACCAGGUAGUCAGGGUGCUUGGUUCAUCGCCUCUUAAGUCUAUGACUACAGCUAUUGAACAAUCUGGUCGGAAAGCUCGGCUGAUUGGGCAGGGAUCACCUGAAGACUUCUUGGUCUCUGCUGCCGUUGCUGAGUUUAAAGGCCCAGAAAUUAUUGGAGUUGUGCGAUUUGCUCAGGUAAACAUGGAAUUAUCAAGAGUUGAGGCCAACUUCAGCGGUUUGUCACCUGGAGUCCAUGCAUGGACCAUAAAUGAGUAUGGGGAUUUGACGAGAGGUGCUGCAAGCACAGGAAAAAUCUAUAACCCUUCAAGUAUUGAUAAUUCAAAAGAGGUUCUAGGUGACUUGGGGACGCUUGUUGUUGGUGAUAAUGGGGAAGCUAAUUUUGCUGGGGUCAAGAAUAUGCUUAAAGUUGGAGAUUUGAUUGGUCGAGCAGUGGUGUUGUAUGAAGGGGAGGACAAAUCAAAGACCGGAAUAGCAGCAGCUGUGAUAGCCCGGAGUGCAGGUGUGGGUGAAAAUUACAAGAAAAUAUGUUUGUGUGAUGGAACUGUGAUAUGGGAUUCCACAAACAGUGAUUAUGUGAAGGCAUGAUUUCGAGCAGGAUUUGUGUCGACUUGAUUACAGUAUAGAACUCAGCACUCAACUUGGACAGUUAACAAUAUUAUCUAUGUAAUGGCUUGUUAUAAGAGCUUUCCUGUCCUACAUCAAAUAAAGGGUCACUCAUUUGUGUGCUAUUUUAUAUAAUGCAAGUCUAGUUCAACUUGGUUCGCGCCAUCUCACAGUGUUUUUAACUUCUUGAGAAGAUCCUUUCUACGGACAUCUGGUUCUUAAAUAAAUACUGCAGGUUCAGUUCGAAUGUCUUAA
Molecule: messenger RNA, 1371 nt
Organism: Cryptomeria japonica (Japanese cedar)
Lineage: Eukaryota; Viridiplantae; Streptophyta; Pinopsida; Cupressales; Cupressaceae
Product: copper chaperone for superoxide dismutase, chloroplastic/cytosolic
Exons: 6
Coding region: 130-1098 (322 amino acids)
Biological process (GO): removal of superoxide radicals
Molecular function (GO): superoxide dismutase activity; copper ion binding
Source: RefSeq, a predicted model, not a curated record